AUGAUUCCGGACUGUGACCUUGGCAGAGGCGCCUCUGCUCCUCCUUCCCCCUUCUUUGCCCCAUGGGCGGCUGGCCGGGGAGGACAGCCACGUGCCCCGUCGCCUCUGUCCAGGCGUGAGGGGGAGGUUUGGGCAGCGCGAGCCUUAUCUGGCCCGGCCGACAGCAGCCUUUUUAAGGCGCGAGAGCAGAGGCUUGGGCUGCUUAGUCAGAGCAGGAGCCCGACGGGAGCGCAGAAGGAGGUAGCGGAGCGCUGGGCGCUUGGGUGCCUGCCUGCCUGUCUGCCGGUCUUGCCUGUCUGUUUGCCUGACUGUCUGUCUGUCUCGGUGUGCCUGACUGCCUUUCAGCUUGCCUUUCAGCCUGCCUGCCUGCCUAGUCGGGGCGCCAACUUGCCUGUCGGGGUGCGCUCUGGAUUUCAUGUGUUUGCGUGCUGGCGCGCUCUGGCGCGCACAGAUAGUUUAGACCUGCAGGAGAUCCGAGUGAGUAGCGGACCAACUAUUCCAAGCAGAUCCCGGGAAGACCAGGUCCAGCUCAGAGACACCAUGACCACUUCAUACCGCUGCUGGAAAGCCAAGAAUGACUAUCUUAUGGCUCUGAAGUCAAAUGAAAUCUUCCAGAGUCUUAAGACAGAGGAGGUCCAUGAGUUCCAAGAGCCUUCUAGGAUCCUUGAGAUCCAAGGCAUCCAUAAAGCCCAAGAGACCGAUGAGGCCAGAGAAAGCCAGGAGGCCCAAGAAGCUCCAGAUGGUAAGGACUGUAAGAUCCUUGAGCCCCAAGGAUCCCAUGAUCCCCGUGAGCCUCAAGUUAUCAAUGAGGCCCAAUUCAGCUAUGAAAUUUUGAGGUUUGUUGACGCUGGUGAAACCAGUGACAUUUUUUCAGGAGGGAAAAAAUCCAAACUUCAGACUUUCAAGGACUUUUUUUCCAAAAAGAAGAUAUUUCCUAAGGUCCCGAGAAGGAACAACCUGCAAACUAGCCAGUCCAGCAGUAACAUCUCCAUUUCAGAGCUUGGGGUGUUUCAUUCCUUAAUUCAUUCAGGGUCCAAAGGCAACAUGGGGAACAAAUCCUUGUCUCACGAAAGCAUCUUUAUGCUGGACUCAGUCCUGGGAGACUCUUCCCAGGAUGACCCUACUGAGAAAUCUGGAACCUUGCAGGUUUCCAGUGUUGAUCAGGACCAGAGCUCCAAGAGUUUAUCUGGGACAGAUGUGGAGGGAGUGAGUUCCUCAUCGGCACCAGACUCAUCCACAUCUGCCUCUCAGACCAGCUGUGAGCUCCCCAUUGAUUUCAGUACUACAGCCAACCCCCUGGGUUGCUUGGACACCUCAGCUGCUCGACACAAGAUGGCACUGAACCCGAGGAAACAAACAAUGAAAAGGGAGCUACAAAGGGCAAGGAUGGAAAAAGAAAAGGAAAAGGGGGCACAGGCAAGUGUCCCAAGGGCUGAAGGAGAGAGUGGUAAUGACCAGCAAGCAAAGGGGAACCAGAAGGCUGGAGACUCUCAAGGCCCAGGUCCUUCUGUCUCAGACCACAGCAGUGACAAGGAGAGUCAUUCUAUGAUCAUGCCAGACCUGGUGCCCAGAUCCAAUAGGGCCAAACAGCGAGGUCACCUGAGAGCUGUAGCUCUUGGUACCACCUCUGGGCAAAAGAGGGCCAGCCCUUCAGAAUCCUCUCAUGCUAAUAUUGAGGCAGCCUCCAGACCAAAAGUCCUGCCUAGGCAAAUGAGUCCUUUUUUCAUCAAAGACAAUACAGCAUCAAGACCUUUCCAAGACCUUUCCAGGGAACCCAUCUUCCCAUCACGCUUCCCCAAAUGUAAAGUCAUCGGGAUGUCCAGACCUUCAGAACGAAGAUCAUCUUGGGACAUCCCUUCCUAUUUUCUCAGCCUGGAAAAGAGGAGUGAUACCAUACCUGUAGAACGCAAAUGGGCACCAUUGCUGAAACUCUUCCCUGACUCCAAUGGAGGUUCCCUGGGCAGCCGAAGAGGCAAUGAGAAUCAGUAUUCUGCUCACAAAGGCUAUUCUACCACUGCUACUUUUGAGCCUUCCAGAAAGAUGACAUUCAACACAGAGAAAUUUUCUACAAUGGAGAAGCCAAAAAUUGAGUCUCCAUUUGGUCUGGUAGCCAGAACCAAGCCAGUCCCCAAAGCACAUGGGGAGGUCCCUGUUGUCCUAGAGAGCGAGGUUCCAAAAGGUCAUUUAGCAUCUUGGCAGAAUCUAUUAAAUGAUAAGUCAUUAGCUGAAGCACACUACGAUGAAUCAGAAGCCCAGACAUACGGUUCCUUACCACCAGAGGCUUCAGCUCCAGAGAGUGCUCAAGCUGCUGCUCACACUCUUCCGAAGCCCUUUGCCCCAGCCACCAAGUCUGUGAGGUUCACUGUGACCCCUGACUGGCCAAAGUCUUUGCCAGAAGCCUCAGGCCUGGCAGCCAAGUCUAAGAAAGAGCCCUGGGCUAGCAGUUCUUCAUUUUCACUGAAACAAGAAGCAUCUUACAAGGCAUUCCAAGGUUUUGAGAGAGACCUGAAUUUCCAAGAAUAUUCCAACCUCGAGAACCCAUUUGGGGUCCGCCUGAAAAGGAUCAACUCUUCCCUGAGUCUGACCAGGAAGAAACCAGAGUUUUCUCGUCUGUCUUCCGUAAUAAAGGAGGAUCCCAAAGCAGCUAACGAGCCUGGACAGGAGCCCUCAGAUUUCUGUCCAGAAUGUCUGAAAGACAUUCUCUUCAAUCUCAAGUUAGAAAAUGAAGACAGACAGCCCUGUGCUGAAGUGCCUUUAGAAAAGGCCGCUGCUGCCCAAUGCAGCUCUGACCUCUCUGAACCUGUGUGGGUCAUGAUGGCCAAGCAAAAGCAGAAAGUCUUCCGGAGAUAUCUUCUGGCCAAAGAACUUGUCUCUCAGAACAAAGCUGGAGCUGAAGCAACUAACAUCUAUAUUGAUGAGUGAUUCCGGGUGGAGAGCAAGAGACAUCUCAGGUGUCUGAAGCUGGAAAAGGACAGCCCUUUCAGCUGCCUUAGUUCAGUCCCACAGCUCCAGCCAGCCACCCUGGUUCUCCUUGGCCAAGAAGAAAACCAAAGCGUGGAGUAAGAUGUCAUAGAUAUAGUUCAAUAAUUCCAUAGCCAAGCCUUUUGGGGCAAGAAUUGCCAAUAGCUUGAUAGUUGUUUCAUGUAGCAAUUUCUUUAUUUUUUAUCAUUUAUUAUUAUUAUUAUUAUUAUUAUUAUUAUUGUUAGCAUUAUUAGCAGUAUUAGUAG
Phascolarctos cinereus (koala) is the source of this 3227-nucleotide messenger RNA. Its product is annotated as KIAA1210 ortholog. The record is from RefSeq and is a predicted model, not a curated record. NCBI's taxonomy places the organism in Eukaryota, Metazoa, Chordata, Mammalia, Diprotodontia, Phascolarctidae.